AUGGCCGACCCUUUCGAGGUGCGCAUGCGCUUCACCAACCAACUCCGACAACUAAGUGCCUCGGUGACAUCCUCGCAAAAAGCAGCCCAGUAUGCUCUUCGGCACAAGGACUUGGCCGAGGACUUGCACUCUUGCAUUUUGGAGCAACUUGAAAGGAGCAACCUAAACAUGCGAGCCAACAUCAUGUACUUCAUCGAGCACUUUCUCGAUAUGGCCCACAAGGACGGACAGGAGGAUUACAUCCGCAUGAUGCAGCGGGACAUUAUUCGGGUGGUCGAUGCCGUGGCGCCGGAUGACGGGUCGGGGGCGGCUAAUGUCAAGGUUGUGCGGAAGGUCCUCCAAGCCCUCCACGCCAAAUCCUUCCUCGACGCCACCAUCCUAACCGACAUCUUUGAAGUCCUCCGCGAACGUGGCGAAUCCUACGUUUCUUCCCAAGGGGACUUGGUUCUCUCCCCAUCUGCCAACAAUUCCUCUUUGUCAGGCUAUGACGCCAACAUGCCCCCCUCGCAAACCGCCAUCCACGCUCCCCCACCUCCUACAGCCACCACCGCCGGCCCUUCCACCCAUGGCUCCGCCAAAGCCACAGCCACAGCCAACAACAACAACAACAACACCACAGCCGGCACCUCCUCUUCCAGUCACCACAGCAACUUGAACAAACGCGGCGGAGGCAUCAACACAGCCGCCCCCCGCCUCGACAAGAAACAAGUUGAGCAGCGCAUCGAAGAGGACCGCGAGAGGCACAAGAGACUUAGGGAGAAUAUCUGGGCGGUGCCGAGCAGGGAGGAGAUGGAGCGGUUGCUGGACGAGACGUCGGAGCUAGGCGAGGACGAUAUGAGGGGGGAUGUGGGAGGAGCAGGAGGAGUGGGAGAGGAGCUUGCAGGCGGGGAUUACGGGGGCGCCGAAAUCGCCGAAAUGACAAGGAGGAAAGAACUGCUGCUGCAGCAGCAGCAGCAACAGCAGGAAAGAGAACAGCAGGACAAUGACAAGGACAAGGAGGAUCAAGAUGUUGACAUGACUUCAGCCUAG
Messenger RNA from Sordaria macrospora k-hell, 1029 nucleotides. NCBI's taxonomy places the organism in Eukaryota, Fungi, Ascomycota, Sordariomycetes, Sordariales, Sordariaceae. The record is from RefSeq and is a predicted model, not a curated record.